Molecule: messenger RNA, 4051 nt
Organism: Durio zibethinus
Lineage: Eukaryota; Viridiplantae; Streptophyta; Magnoliopsida; Malvales; Malvaceae
Product: putative LRR receptor-like serine/threonine-protein kinase At1g12460
Biological process (GO): protein phosphorylation
Molecular function (GO): protein kinase activity; ATP binding; protein binding
Source: RefSeq, a predicted model, not a curated record
UUCUCAGUUUCUAAGUUCUAACCAAAACCUUUCUACUCAGUCAAAUGCACAACAAGACAAAAGUUUCAAGUUUCAUCUCAUUCACGUUAAGCUGUCAAAAUUAUAUUAAAAAAAAAAAAGGGAAUUUGCAGAAACCCAUGGAAGCACAUGGCAAGAUCUGAGAAGGGUUGCUGAAGUUUUCAAAAGUAAAUGGAGACAGGAGAAAAUUCCCGUGGUCUAGUUGGAAAUACGGUGUAAACGCUUUUAAUUUUUUUCUUUUUUCUUAUUCUAAAAUUUCUGCUUAUUAAGGAAAAAUAAAAAAGGGUCACAAUCAAAACGGAAACAAAGAAACUUCAAUGCAAUAAAGGGGAAAGAAAAGCACAACUCAAUCGACAAAGAAAAACACCUAAAUAAACCCAAAAAGCCAAAGCCAAAAAACCCAACCAAUUUCUCCUCCUUUUACACUGCCUUCUCUUUUGGGUUUUACUUAAAUUUUUUAUUUCUUUUUAUAAACAUAUAUUUAUUUCUUCUGCUAUCUCUCUGCCAAUAAUUUGGUGGUGAUGAAAAGGAUUGGUAGCAUGGGUUGGUGAGAGAGAAUAAAUGCUUGUAGUUCACAGACAAAGCCAAGGCUCUAUCUUACACGGUGGUGAGUGUAUCAAGACCACUGUGGAGUUUCAACUUUCAAGUUUUCUUCUUUUUCUUUAUAUAUCAGAGUUUAAACUUAAAAAAAAGAAAAAUUGGAGGAUAGGGGAGGGAGAGAGGGUCGUAAUGUAAUGAGAAGAGCUGAGCUUUGAAAUAGAAAGAAACGCACAUGGUUGAGCUUCUGUUGGUGCAACCGUAUAGAUAUAAAUAUUUAUAUAUAGAUAGUUAUUAAAUUGGCUCACCUGUUUUCGUUCCAGCCAAGACACCUUCAUAUUUGUUCUCACUUGUCAGUUGUCACCAUUUUCAUUGCAUUUUUUUCUCCCUUCCUUUGUUGCUUUGCCCCUUUUAAACUCUCUUUCUUUUGUCUAGACCUGCAAGAGCUAAAAAAAUUUGAGAUUUUUAGCUUAAACCCAGAAAGAAAAAGGUGAGAUCUUUGGUUCUGACUAGAGAGUCUUUGAUUCAUUGAAGAAAGUGUGGGUUGAAAGGGGUAAUUGUAUUGUUUUUGUUGAGCAAAUGCAUUUAAAUUUAGCAGCUUAUUGAGUUUUUGUGAGAGGAAGGAAGAAAGUGAAAAAUGUUGGUUUUUGGCCAUGAUCGUGAUGUUUUGUCUUUGGUAGUCCAGAUUUUAACAAGUGCAAACAACAAGUUUUGCAAUUGGAAAAGCAGGAUAGGCAGAUCUUCCUUGAAUCUGAUUCAAUAAUGCCAAACGGCUAGACCCAAUUUUCUGUGUUCCUGCUGUGUUCCGAGCAUGAGAAGGAUCCAUCAAUUUAUUUUUUCCCGUGCUUUGCUUUUCCUGAUUCUUGCUUCUUUUGGAAUCGGAAUCCUCACCAUUUCUUUAGCAGCAACUGAGAAGGAAAUCUUGCUCCAAUUUAAAGGAAACAUCAGUGAUGAUCCUUACAACAGCUUGACUUCCUGGGUCCCAAGCGGUAACCCUUGUUUAAAUUUCAGUGGUGUGUUCUGUAAUCCAGAGGGAUUUGUGGACAAGAUUGUUUUGUGGAACACUGGCCUCAGUGGACAACUGCCAGCCGCCUUGUCCGGUUUAAGCUCUCUCAGAGUCUUGACAUUGUUUGGCAACAGAUUUUCAGGAAAUAUCCCGCAAGAAUAUUCACUGUUACAAACAUUAUGGAAGAUCAAUGUGAGUUCAAAUGCAUUAUCUGGUUCCAUACCAGAUUUCAUUGGUGAUUUACCUAACAUUAGAUUUCUUGAUUUUUCAAAGAAUGGUUAUACUGGACAGAUUCCAUUUGCUUUGUUUAAGAAUUGCUACAAAACAAAGUAUGUUUCUUUUUCCCAUAACAGUCUUUCGGGUUCCAUUCCGGAGUCCAUUUUGAAUUGUAGUAAGCUUGAAGGGUUUAAUUUCUCGUUCAAUAAUCUUACUGGUCAAUUACCUUCUGGAGUUUGCGGUAUCUCAGUAUUGAAAUAUGUGUCUGUUGGUAGCAAUGCAUUAAGUGGCACUGUGCUUGAAGAGAUGUUAAAAUGCCAAAGCUUGCUGUAUUUGGAUCUUAGCAGAAAUUCUUUCACAGGGUUGGCUCCACUAGGUGUUCUUGAAUUUAAGAAUAUUACUUAUGUCAACAUUUCACAUAAUGGGUUCUUUGGUGAUAUUCCUGUGGUUGGAACUUGUAGUGAGACAAUGGAAUUUAUUGAUGCUUCAUGGAGUAGUUUGGAAGGGGAGAUCCCAACAAGCAUUUCAAACUGUAAAAGCCUCAAAGUUCUGGACUUGGGGUUCAACAGGCUUAAUGGGACCAUACCAGUUAAUAUUGGGGAUUUGGGAAGGCUUUUGGCAAUUAGCUUGGCUAAUAAUUCACUAAGCGGGACAAUCCCUGCUGGAUUUUCUAGCAUUGAGUUGCUACAGGUCUUAGAUUUGCACAAUCUCAACCUUGCUGGUGAAAUUCCUGAGGCUAUAAGCAAUUGCAGGUUUCUUCGUGAACUGGAUGUUUCUGGAAAUAGUCUAGAGGGACAUAUUCCCGAUACCCUUUAUAACAUGUCAAAUCUGGAAAUCCUUGACUUGCAUGGCAACCAGCUGAAUGGAAGUAUCCCGUCUAGUCUAGGGAACUUGUCAAAAAUCCAAUUUCUUGAUCUCUCACAGAAUUCACUUUCUGGAUCAAUCCCCCCUACGCUUGGGAAUUUAAAUAUGUUAACACAUUUUAAUCUUUCCUACAACGAUCUCUCUGGUAUCAUUCCUUCUGCUCAAACCAUCCAGUCCUUUGGUGCAUCAGCAUUUUUUAACAACCCUCGGCUCUGUGGUUCCCCUUUGACAUCCUGUUCAGGAAAUGGCACAGCUUCCACACCUGGUAAAACCAAGGUCCUUAGUGUUUCUGCGAUUGUUGCCAUUGUUGCUGCUGCUGUGAUCCUUAUAGGGGUUUGUGUGGUAACCAUCAUGAACAUCAGGGCACGCAAGGGUAAAAAGGAGGAAGCAACAGUUGUUGUUGAGAGCACAUCAUCAGGUUCUUCAGAUUCCAAUGUUAUAAUUGGGAAGUUAGUCCUCUUUAGCAAAAGUUUGCCUUCUAAAUAUGAAGAUUGGGAAGCUGGCACCAAAGCUUUGCUUGACAAGGAGUGUCUAAUAGGUGGUGGGUCUAUCGGAACUGUCUACAGAACUAGCUUCGAAGGUGGGAUCUCAAUUGCAGUAAAGAAGCUUGAGACUCUUGGAAGAAUUAGAAACCAAGAUGAAUUUGAACAAGAAAUUGGACGCCUAGGUAACCUUCAACAUCCCAAUUUAGUUGCUUUUCAAGGUUAUUAUUGGUCCUCAACAAUGCAGUUGAUUCUAUCAGAAUUCAUUCCAAAUGGGAAUCUCUAUGAUAAUCUUCAUGGACUAAAUUACCCGGCUACUAGUACAGGUGUUAGUAAUGCCGAACUAAAUUGGUCUAGAAGGUUUCAUAUUGCCCUUGGAACUGCAAGAGCGCUUUCUUUCCUUCACCAUGAUUGUAGACCUCCAAUUCUUCAUCUCAACAUCAAAUCAACUAACAUACUCUUAGAUGAGAAGUAUGAGGCCAAGUUAUCUGAUUAUGGAUUGGGAAAAUUGCUUCCGAUUUUGGAUAACUACGGAUUAACUAAAUUCCAUAAUGCCGUUGGAUAUGUCGCACCAGAGUUGGCUCAAAGUUUGAGACUUAGUGAGAAAUGUGAUGUUUACAGUUUUGGAGUAAUUCUUUUAGAACUUGUAACUGGGAGGAAACCGGUAGAGAGUCCAACAGUAAAUGAGGUGGUGAUUUUGUGUGAAUAUGUUAGAGGAUUGUUGGAGAGGGGCUCUGCUUCAGAUUGCUUUGAUAGAAGACUGCGUGGUUUCGCAGAGAAUGAAUUAAUACAGGUUAUGAAGUUGGGGUUGAUUUGUACAUCACAUAUUCCUUCAAGAAGACCAAGCAUGGCUGAGGUUAUUCAAGUUCUGGAGUCCAUCAGAUCUGGAAUGGAACCACAGUGAUCAAGUAGCAAUGGGUUUGCUGAC